AGUUGAGGCUAAUUCGAUUUUGAUGUUCUUCACAGAGAUAUGAAGCAACCCAGAUAAGAAAGCUAGCGCCUUUUGAUUGAGAGGAACUGAAGUGCUGAGAAUCCAUAGGGUUUUGCUGUGAUAACCUUGCACAGUUGCACAGAAUCUAGUCGAGUUAACACUCCGCUUCGGUUGUCAGUUAUCCGUCACCGGUUUUUUGCAGUCUACAGAAAAAUCAAACAAGCACGAUAGCUGAUAUAAGAAUUGAGUAUUUGAUAUGUUUUGCCUAUGUCAAUGAGUGCAUUAGAGAGCUCCAGUCUUUACCCUCUUCCGCAGACUUGAGUACUUUUCCUGAACUGCAGCACUUACCAAAGACUCAGGUAUACAGACAUAACCAUUUGGUAUGUCUUCUUUGUGGAUUCGCUCACUUUCAGCUCAGAAGAGGAAGUUUGGCUAUGGUCUUCUUCAUAAUUCACUUAAGAGUUCCAGUAGCGUCGUCCCCCAGUUCUGCAUACGGAGACAUGGAGAUUUGACUAGCAUUCGAUCGUUUUUCACCACUUCCUUGUUCUGUCGUAUUGGAAUACUGUCUUUGAGUUGGAUUCAUGGCAGGUCAAUCUCAGUCUUGCACCCUUGUAUCCUUCAGGCUGCAAGGGAAUUUUGCACGCUACAUGAUGUUGAACCUUCUGGUACUGAUUCUUGCAACGAUGCAAGUGCUUAUUUGGAGGGGUCCGAUGUUGAUUCUGAUGGUAAUGUGGCAACAACGAAAGCUAGAGUCAGGUAUGAAAAGCCUAUAGAUUUCACCAAAGUAAAAAAGAAUCUUCUACCAACUGUAAUUCUUGUUGGGCGCCCAAAUGUGGGCAAGUCAGCUUUGUUCAAUCGUUUGAUCUGCAGGCGGGAGGCCCUUGUAUACAACACACCAGAUGAUCACGUUACUCGGGACUUCAGAGAUGGCAUUGCUAAAUUGGGUGAUCUACGAUUCAGAGUAUUGGACUCGGCUGGCUUAGAAACAGCAGCUUCUUCAGGUUCUAUUCUUGACAGAACAGCAGGGAUGACUGCGAGUAUUUUGGCAAGGUCUCAGUUUGCGGUUUUCCUUAUAGAUGUGAGAGCUGGACUACACCCACUCGAUCUGGAGGUUGGAAGGUGGUUGCGUAAGAAUGCACCCGGAAUCAAUAUUGUAGUUGCCAUGAAUAAGUCGGAAUCUCUUUUUGAUGGUAGUGGGUCACUUGCUGCGGCUGCUGCUGAAGCUUAUAAGCUGGGAUGGGGUGACCCUAUUGCCAUUUCAGCUGAAACUGGACUUGGUAUGCAAGACCUUUAUGGGAGUCUAAAGCCUAUGCUUGAGGAUUAUAUGCUGAAUGUCUUAAACAAUGAGCAAAACACUGAUGAGGGCAAUUUCAGUGACGACAGCUCCUGUGAGGUUGAGGAUAGUAAGCUGCCCUUACAGUUAGCAAUUGUAGGGAAACCCAAUGUUGGGAAGUCAACCUUGCUGAAUACAUUGUUACAAGAAGAACGUGUGCUGGUAGGUCCCGAAGCUGGUCUGACAAGAGAUUCAAUUAGAGCCGAGUUUGAAUUUCAAGGAAGAACUAUAUACCUGGUUGACACUGCAGGCUGGUUGCAGAGAACAAAGAUGGAGAAAGGACCAUCAUCCUUGAGCAUCGUGCAGUCAAGAAAGAGUCUCAUGAGAGCUCAUGUAGUUGCUCUGGUCCUGGAUGCCGAAGAGAUCUCAAAGGCCAGAAGAAGUUUGAAGCAUGAUGAAGUAGUUAUAGCUAGACAGGCUAUUGAAGAAGGGCGUGGUCUAGUGGUGAUUGUGAACAAGAUGGAUCUAUUGAAAGAACAAGAAAUUUGUGACAAGGUUAUGGAAGCUGUACCUCAAGAAAUUCAGACAGUUAUACCCCAGGUUACUGGAAUACCAGUUGUCUUCAUAUCAGCAUUAGAGGGAAGGGGUCAGGCAGCUGUCAUGCACCAGGUUAUUGAUACAUAUGAAAAAUGGUGUACAAGGUUAUCCACAGCUCGUCUGAAUCGUUGGUUGCGCAAGGUUAUGAGCAGGCAUUCUUGGAAAGAUCAGUCUGCUCAACCCAAAGUUAAGUACUUUACACAAGUGAAAGCACGACCACCCACUUUUGUUGCCUUUGUAAGUGGGAAGAAACAGCUCCCAGAUACAGAGGUUAGGUUCUUAAAAAGGUCUUUGAAGGAAGACUUUGAUUUGGGUGGAAUUCCAAUCAGGAUCAUGCAGAGGAACGUCCCACGGAAGGCUGCUAAUGCCAAUAACAAGAGCAGCCCACUUACUAAUAAAAUGCCUGAUAGGAUCUUCUCUGACAAGAGAACUGUAUCCGCUUGAAUUACCAUUUCUCAGCAAGUUAAACUCGUCAACAACUGAAGCUGUGUAAUUGUUUCAAAGAAUUUGUGGAUUACAUUGUACUGAUUAUUAUAGUAUUCUAGGU
Molecule: messenger RNA, 2417 nt
Organism: Fragaria vesca subsp. vesca
Lineage: Eukaryota; Viridiplantae; Streptophyta; Magnoliopsida; Rosales; Rosaceae
Product: GTPase Der-like
Exons: 2
Coding region: 383-2314 (643 amino acids)
Molecular function (GO): GTP binding
Source: RefSeq, a predicted model, not a curated record